GAAUAGGUCGCCGGCGAGACACCAAACUUGGCGCCGUUGGCGCGCAUGGCCGGCCAUGCUGAUCAACGGUGGCACGCCCUUGUCACCCGUACCAGAAACCAAUGCAGGUUUGCAUGGAGCAGGUGACCGGCGGGCACGGGCGCAGCUCCCGCCAGUGCUGGAAGGCGAUGUGCCCGAUCUCUCGAUGUCGCCGGUGGCCUCCUCCCCCUCAGCCCCGUCCGCGGCCAGUCUCAGUGCCGAGCUGGGCCUUCGCCUGGAGGCGGCACUGCUGCCCAGCGACAGCGAGAGCGCGAGCGAGUCCACGGUGACCAGCGUGAGCAUCGCCGACUCGGCGGUGACCGUCAGCGUGGGAGGCCGGCGGAAGCCGGAGCCCCAUGUGCAGAUGACGCUGAGCGAGGGGCGAAAGAAGAGCCCAAGAACUUCAAUGCUCAACAAGUUGAAGGGCAACAACCUGUCCAGAUCGAGUCGAACAAGCUUGGGCACCACCAGCCACGCGCCGUCGGAAUCCGCAGAGGAUUCUCGAGCUUCCACGCAGCCCACAGGGACUUUGAGGCGUGCCGCCUCCGAGCCCCCGCGCACGGGUUUGCUGGCCGGCAGCGCCGAACGGGCGGGCUCAGGCUCACCACCACCAAGCCAUGGCUUUCACAAGCAGCUCUCGACCAACUUUGAGCAUGCCACGCCUCCACGGGAGAAGCGCCGCAACACUGUGGUGGCCAUCGAGAAAGGGAAGCCGACCAAGACCAGCCCGCAGCCGCGACCUGCCAGCAGCCGGGAGUCGCUGAGCACCUCGGCCCCGGUGCCCCGCUUGCCGUCGCAACGGCGACGCGCCAGCCAGCUCGAGAUGUUCCGCAAGCAGCGAAGCACGGCCCGCCACAUGCCGUUGGCGUUGAGCGAGGAUGCAAAGGAUGCCUUCCGCAGAGCCCUGCUACAAGGCACACACCAGCUUCGCUGUGCCAAGCUGGGCUUCGUGGGCCCGGCGCGCGCGGGGAAGACCUCCACGCUGCGGGCGCUGUCCGGCUUGCCGCUGAGGGCAGACGAGGAGAGCACUCCUGGCCUUGCAUGCUGGGCCCUUUCGCAGGAGCUCCUCUCCGCAGCUCCAGGGCACCGGUGGCAGCUCCAGGACCAGUCGGCCGUGGCCAGCACCACGCGCUGGGAUCGCGCCGUCGCCAAGUACGUGGCCGACCUGGUGCGCCCCCCCUCCGCGGGCACCGAUGUGGUGCGCCCCGCGGCCACGCCGCAACGACCCUGUACAGAGCUGGAUCCCAGCGUCAUGAAGCGCAUGCCGGUGGACCUCAUCGCCAGGCGAUUGGGUGAGACCGUCCACGGGAACCCAGGGCAGGAUGAGAAGACUGUGGUGCUGGAGGCCUACGACUUCGGCGGGCAAGACGUGUACUACGCCAUGCAUCAUCUCUUUCUGAGCGACUAUGGCAUCUACUUGGCUUGCAUCGACCUCUCGAGCUUGAGCGCCCCUGAGAGCUCCGACAGCUUGAGCUCCGACUUGGAGAAGGAUGAGAAGGAGACAGAGAGAUCCACCCAGACCUGGGAUGCCCUGGAAUGGUGGUUGGCCUCCAUUGCGGUGCACGCGCCCAACUCCCCAGUGGCCAUUGUGGGAACUCACGAUGACUGCCUACCGUCCACCUCCCGGCCCAGGGUGCACGCAGAGGUGCACGAACGCAUUACCGCCUUCUGCAAGAAGCUGCCGGAGCUGAACGAGCAGCUUCACAUCAACGAGCAGGGUCAGCUGUGUUUCUUCCCCAUGGACAACUCUGGGAUGGAUGGUGGACGGUCAGGGGGGCUCUUGCAGAAAGCCGUGGAGGAAAUGGUCUCCAAGCUCCUCCAAGGUGCCUUGGGUCGAGCCAUCCCCUUGCGCUGGAGCCACUUCUGGGCAGUUCUGCAGCGCAAUGGUGGCAACUCGGGGCCUUUGAUCAAAGUCGAGGAGCUCGUCAAGCGUUCGGCGCGCUACGGCUUCGAAUCCACGCAGGAGCUGCAGAAUUGGCUGCGUCAUUUCCACGGCCUCGGUGCCUUGCUGCACUUCCCGGAGGUGGAGGAGCUCCGCGACCUCGUGUGUUUGAAGCCCUCCUGGGUGGGCGAUGCAGCUGCUGCAGUGCUUACGGCCAAAGACAAAGUCUUCCAGGGCUGUGUGAAGCAUGUGGCGGAACUUCGGGAGAGAGGCAUGUUGCACACGCAGCUGCUGACCGCCAUUUGGCGGCAAUGGCCCUUUGCCCGCCAUCACCCGCAGCUGGUGAGCUUGCUUCAGGCUUUAGACCUCCUGUUGGCCUGGGGCAAGGACAAGCAAAGCCAGCUUCAAACACCAAGGGGUCGGCAGCCAGCCACGGACGUGCAGAAGAUCUAUGUGGUGCCCUCGCAGCUGCCCUUGCGGCCCGUGCGCGAUGCGCGCGAGGGCGAUGAGGUGGCCAGUCAGGACGCAGCAGUGCUGUACUUCGACUUCCAUGGUUUAUUGCGACGCUUAUUGCCCACGCUUAUCCCUCGCUUGCUUUGCAGCCUAAGCCGGGUGGAGUCUGGGGUGCAGAUCCUUUCGAUCUAUGCCAACUAUGCGCUCUUUGCCACCAGCACGUUGGGCCAAGCCCAGGGAGACCUGGUGAGAUCCUCAGGCAGCCGACGCACUGUGUCGAUGAUGCUGGUCUCCGUGCAGCCGUGUGGAGAGCUCCUGCGCUGCUGUUUGCGGCCGCGACGCACCACGGAUGCUCGACUCUCCUGGAAACAUGUGGCCUGGCUGUUGCACAACUUCCGCGAGGCCGUUGGUGCUUGGAUGCCCAGGAUCAGCUUCAGGGCUGGCAUCCGUUGCCCCAGCUGCGUGGCUGGCCAUGCUCACGUCCUGGAGCUCCACAACGUCCUGCGCGACGAAGACCUGGCUGUGUGCCACCGAUCUGGUGACUUGCUGGAGGAUCUGCCAAGUUGGCUGCUGGACUGGCGGCAGCACCUGCAGCGGACACAGCCCGGCUCACCUCGGGCAUCUCUGAAAGUGGAGGAGGAGGAGAAGAUGUGGACGCCUCGAUUGCACUUGGAGUACCUCUAUGCCUCGCCCCUGGACGUGGCCUCCUUGGAUGUGCGCGCCGAGAUCGAGGCCUUGGCGCAGAUCGCCCACGUGAACCUGCACGUGCGCACGGCCACCACCGAAACGCUCGCCGAAGUGUGGAGGACGGAGCGGGGCCCGAGUCCUCGUGUGCUGGUUCUGGCCGCCCAUUGUGUUUUGUCGGGCCCGGCGCGGCCAUCCCUACUGCUGGAAGACACCGUGGGCCACGCGCAUGUGUUGGGCGCUCCCGACUUGGACGAGUUGUUGGCCUUGAACGGCCCAGAGGUGGCAGCGGGUGGGAAGCAUGGCACCCCCAUCUUUGACGUCGUGGUGGUCGAUGCCUGUCACUCUGAGCCGCUGGCCAAUCGCUUCGUGGAGGGCGGCGCCACCUGCGCCAUCGGCUGUGCCGGUGAAGUCUUCGAUGCAGCUGCUCGUGAGUUCCUCCGCGUUUUCUUGCGCUCUCUGGCCGCUGCUGACGGGAAGACCGGGUCCAUGAGUGCCGCUGCCCGGGGCGCCUUCCUCGCGGCCCAGCGGGCGGUUCGGCUCUCGCCGCAGCCGGGCUUGCGCUCCGAGGCGGAUCACUUCUGCUUCGUGCCGGCGGGCGGCGGCGAUCCGCGCGACUCGCGGCUCCUGCCUCUGGCGCCCUCGAAUCCCAAGGCCGCGGACACGCUUUUCAGCCAUUUGCCUUCUCCAGUGGAGGACUUUGUUGGGCGAGGCGCCACCAUCGCAGCUGUGGCCAGCGGGUUCCUGGGCCAACGGCGUGUGAUAUGGUUGCAUGGCAAGGCGGGCAUCGGCAAGAGCGCCUUGCUCUCCGAGUUCUGUCGCUUCUAUGCUAUGCCGGGCGACCGGCUCUUCUCGCGCACCUUCCGUGGGCCGGGCGACGGGGCGGGACCCUCCGAGGCUGAAGCUGCUGCUGGUGGACGGGCCACUCAGCGCGGUGUGCAGGUGCUGCGCGUGUUUGGGCUAGGCCCGGAAGCGGUCCUGGAGCGUUUGAGAGUGGCACUAGCUGAGAUGCCCAAGGGAGGAGGCACCCCUAACCCCGCCCUGUUCGCGGAGAAGCUGCCAAGUGCUGCACACGCCACCGCAGGCCCUCCGACUCUCCUGGCGUUGGAUGGCGUGGAGGAGAGCCUUGCCCAGCGAGACAGCAAGGCUGGAGAGCUUUGGAGCUUUCUUGGAGAGGCCUUGGCUCUUUCGUCUCCCUUACGGCUGCUGCUGGCCUCGCGCGAGCCCCGCUACGAUGCGCCGCUGCCAGGGAAGGUUGUGGCGAUGGAGGUGCCGCCCCUCUCGCGGGAGGAUGCGUGCUUGCUGCUUGCGCGGCGAGCCCACCGUCCCCUCUUUCCGCGUGAUUUGGAUAGCACUUGCCGCCCUGGGGGCGACCCCUUGGCACUUUCCACACGUCGGAGAGAGCUGCUGCUGAGACUGGCCCAGCACCCGCUGGCGUCUGUGAUGGGCGAGAGCCCAGCAGAGGUCAUUGCAGCAGCAGCAGCCAUCACUCCACAGCUACCAUCCCUUUUCGCCCAUCCAUUGCUGCAGGAGGAGGUCAGCGAUGCUAGAGAAGCUUCAUCUGAGCAGGGUUGAGGGGAGGACGGCCGGUGUGUUCCCAACGCUUCUGUGACAUUGCCAUCCCAUGUGCCUCUCCGGACAUCGCAC
Messenger RNA from Durusdinium trenchii, 4684 nucleotides. The record is from the annotation of a GenBank genome assembly. NCBI's taxonomy places the organism in Eukaryota, Dinophyceae, Suessiales, Symbiodiniaceae.